CUCAUUCUCAUUCUUGAAUCUCAAAUAUUAACUUUCAAUACGUGAUGCUCAAUAUUUACCGAUAAUUAAAAAUAUUAUUAACGCAAAAAAAAAAAAAAAAAAAAAAAAGGGAGGGAGGUUGAAACAAAAGAUAGAAGUUUACACAAAAUUCGCAACUCACCAUCACCAGUCUCUCUCCUCUCAUCUCCUCUGGACUCUCCACCGAAAUUGGCCACGAUUGUCAUUCAACUCUUGUUUCCUACUACGUGGAACUCAUCUGUUGGAAAAUAACCCAACAUUUUUAUUGCACUGAUUUGAUUCCCGUUUUUUUUUCCUUAGAUGAACUGGAGAGUUGUGGAGAGCUACAAUCAGAUAUUUGACAGUCAAUUAUUGUCCUGUUUAUGUAAUUAUUUUCAUGAUUUUGGGGAUUUUGUGACCAUAUAUGAUGAUAGGUUUGUGAGGGGGUAAGUGGAUGGAAGAAUUGGACAUAGGUGUUGGAUAGGUUACACAUUUGCCUGAUGUACAAACAAAUUCUCGGUGUAUUUGGGAUUUUAAUGAAGUUGAGACUGAUUUGGGUGUUAUAGGUAAGAAAAUAGGAAGCAUGAAUAUUGAGGAGUUUAUUAAAAAUGAUUGGAACCCUGAAAUCCAUCAGGCUGCUGGUGUAGAGGGAAGAAAUAAUGGUUCAUCGAUUAGGUCGUUACAAGGUCAGGGAAGCCUAUGUUUGUCGAGGACUGUUAGUGAGAAGAUUGUUGAUGAGGUGUGGAGAGAGAUACAACAAGAGGAUAGGAUCAAAGGCGUUAGUCAGGGAGUAAAGAGAGAGCCUUCAAUGGGUGAAAUGACUUUAGAAGCUUUCUUGGCUAAAGCGGAAGCCAUGGAUGUAACUGCUUUAAGUCCUGUGAUGCCUAUGCCUUUAGAUAUGGAUGAUACUACACAAUGUUACUCACAGCAAAUGGGUUUAUCCCCAGCUCCUUCAAUUGACACAAUAUCUGAUACACCAAUUAAAGGGCCGGGAAGGAUUUCCUCAAAUCCAAUGGAGAGGGGCAUUGAAAAGAGGCUGAAGAGGAAAAUUAAAAACAGGGAAUCUGCUGCUCGUUCUCGUGCCAGAAAACAGGCUUACCAUAAUGAGUUGGUCAGCAAGGUUUCACUGCUUGAGGAGAAAAACAUGAGGCUUAAGAAAGAGAAGGAACUGGAGAGCCGUUUGUCUGUUGAAGUGUCUAAUGAACCAAGGUAUCAGCUAAGGAGAACCAGCUCAGCCGUUUUUUAAUGAGUCUGUAAAGAUUUUGUAGGUUAGGCCUCUGGCGCUUUCAGUUUAGUUUAUGUAUUGUUAAUGUUGCAAUCACUUGUCCCCAUGAAAUCACUCCCUAGUCUUGUUAGACAAUCUUGCUUCUUGAUUAAAUUAUAACUUAUCUUUCUGUAUAAUUAUGAAUUUUUAUAUUUUGAAUAAAAAAAAAUUUAUAGUAAUGUGAUAUUUUGUUAUAAUCU
Chenopodium quinoa (quinoa) is the source of this 1461-nucleotide messenger RNA. RefSeq names its product ABSCISIC ACID-INSENSITIVE 5-like protein 2. The transcript has 4 exons. Bases 581 to 1243 code for a protein of 220 amino acids. Gene Ontology annotation, cellular component: nucleus. Gene Ontology annotation, biological process: positive regulation of DNA-templated transcription. Gene Ontology annotation, molecular function: DNA-binding transcription factor activity. Lineage: Eukaryota; Viridiplantae; Streptophyta; Magnoliopsida; Caryophyllales; Amaranthaceae. The record is from RefSeq and is a predicted model, not a curated record.